Molecule: messenger RNA, 1479 nt
Organism: Peronospora matthiolae
Lineage: Eukaryota; Oomycota; Peronosporomycetes; Peronosporales; Peronosporaceae
Source: the annotation of a GenBank genome assembly
AUGCCACCUACUUCUGUGUCGAUGGCAUCUCCUGCCGGUGCCUCCCGUUAUCCAUCGGACGAAACAGCAUCAACGGGGUCAAUCACCACCGCUCCAUUAUUCAAUGGACUUGUUGACGACAUGACGAGUUUCGCUGACCUUGGACAGGCUGAAGGAGGAGACGAGGACAGCGACUCGAACUUUUGGGACAUCAUUGCUGGCUCCCACCUGAAACUAGAAAACUAUGUAGACCAACCUUAUGACCAGGAAAUGGCCGUGCCGGCACCGCACUUCAUGUCUUCGACGACCCCACCUCUCUCGUCAUCGAUGAGCUCAGAAGCGACUGCACCCGUUCCAUUGCCGAGUCUACCGGAGUACGAAGAUUUCUCGACGUUACCAUCAUUGAUGUGCAGCCAAACAGCGCAUCCCGGACUCGCACCCAGCCAUCUUGUUACGUUCGAACCUCGUCAAGACGGCACACCAUUCGCGCUAUCAAAGCCCAUUGUUCGUGAAGAUGGGUUUCUACUCGUGGGCACGGAAGUCAUCGCAGAUGCAUCAUCAAGUACAAAACGCGAGCAGAACCGAAUUUUUGUGACGAAUUUCCUCACCUCAGCGACAACCGCACAGCCACCAGCCCACAUUCUGGUGAAAGAAGAGGUUCGCGAUGCACGCUGGAUAGGUGCCCGAGCCGCCGUAUUGGCCAUCGGCAAAGAGAUCCAGCUCAUUCAGUUAGGUGAUCUCUCCAUGAGAGGUUCUUGCAAGAUGCAAGCUCCAAUCAACGCUGUUCACGCCGACACGAUACGAGAGCUGGCUGUUUCGUCUACUACGAACUCUUACGUGGUGUCUGGGGGCUUUGACGAAACUGUUGUACUGACCGAUCUGCGAAAUCAGGGAGACCCGCAAGCGGCAGCGAUCAUUGGGAAGUAUAACGCGGGCGACGUGGUGAGCAGCGUUCGAUGGACACCUUCGGAUUCUCAAUUGAGUUGGACAACUGAUGGGGGCGAUUUUCAAGUCGCUGACAUGCGUGUUCAAUCGCCUCAGAUGCAAGUCCCCCUUCACACGUACCAGAACCUGACAGCAUUUGGCGGCCUCUUCUCUCACGAAUACUUGAGCCCCCACAACAUCGCUCUCGGGUUCGAGUACGGUCACAUCGCCUUUAUCGAUAUCCGAAUGCCUCGUCACAAUUUUUGCACCUCUACAAUCGAGUCGAAGUUAGAAGGCACCGGUGAAAUCUGUCGUUACAAGACCGACAAAAUUGCGAUCUUUGGAUGUGGCGGGUUUUCCACUGCGUAUAUCGAUGGAACAGCUAAGAGCUUGGAUCAGAUCAUCCUGCAACAGCAUCGGACGCUGACUUCGUACAAAACGAGCGGCGACUUUUCCUAUGAGAGAGGAUUGUAUCUGGCUGUCUCUGACAACACCGGCACAGUGUCCGUGUACACGGAUGAUACCGUCUUUGGCACAUCAACGGCAUCAUGUCACGGCAGCAUUGAUGGCUGGUGA